CCAUUCUCUUACACAGGUUCCUGGGCUGCUGUGCGGCUUUCAUUAAAAAAAAAAACAUUCGGGAGAAGAAACUGAUCAGAAGCACACGCAUCUACUAAAGAAGGGAGGCCAGACGACAGUACCAAUGUCGGGUUGAAAGCAUUUGGCUCACUGAGCCAGUAAUGGCUCAUGGCAAUAAACCAGCAGCACCCAUUUCCAACCUCGCAGCAUCCAAUCCUCAGCUAUGUGCUGGUCCAGGACCUACUAAACCCAGUCAAGAAACUCACAUAGAUUUGGUGAAGGAGGUGUCCGCACAAUCGUUCUGUACCAUAAAGGAUGAUAACAACGACCAGUUGACUGCUGCCAAUCGCUCCUUUUUCCGUGGUGAAGACAUGGAGGAUACAUGCUCUGAGUACGACAACGUGGGCUCUGAUGUAGAGCAGGACUAUGACGAGGUGUUGCAUUUAAACAGGGGGGGCGUCACGGACACGAGGUACUACAAACAGUACUGCCCUGAAGAUGUAGCGUACCUAAAACAUGCAGGAGGAAAAAUCGUCGAUGAAAGCGGCAGUGCCACGCCUCAUCAAAGCACAGAGAGAUGCGAUGGAUCACAAUCAGAAACUAAACCUCAUAAAUCGGGCCGCCCGCUUCCAUCACGUUGUACCGCUAUUAGAAGGGAAGCAGCGGAGGGAGAAGAAGUGGGAAAGGGCCUGGAGAAUAGAUUCUUCUUUUGUGAUGGAGAUGAGAUUGAAGAAGUGCUGGAUGGGGCCAGAUUCAUAGAAGAUUUAGAGGACGACAGUUUAGACAACAACAUCCCAAGACAGCUUGGCCAUAAUCAGGAUGAUGAUAGAAUUAGAAAAGGGUUUGACGAAAGGGAAAGAGAAAAUGACAGAGGAGUUACAAGAAACAAGGAGGACAGGCAGGGGAAAGGACGAGGGAGGAGGACCGCCGGACAGGAUGUCGGAAUCAAAGGUUGCACGACCGUUAAAAAUGAUAAUCGAGUAAAAACAUCAUGUAAGGAAAACAAAAAAGCUCCCAUGCGGACAAAAGCGAAAUCUAACUCCAGUAAGCAACAUCCACCUCCUCGUCAUUCCCAUGGCGAGACGCCUAUUAACAGCCCCAAGACAGAGACCCCUCCUGUUACAAGACCCAGUGUCUCCACUAAUAACCAGGACAGCGAGCCGAGGGUCAUCAAACCGUCUCUGCCUCUUCGUCAUGCACCGGAGCAAGAGACCAGGCCUCUUGAAGAGAGCCAGACCCAGCCACAGACGCUCCAGCAGGACGAGAAGCCAAGCACAGCCGUGAUGCAAGUGGAAGUACCAGAGCAGCCAAGGCGGCCAAUGAGUCCAAAUGUCCUUCCAGAUGAGGAGAGUGGCUCCCCCAAGAAGACACAAGAAUCAGCUUCCUUCCCCAGUUUUGAAGACGUCCCAGGUCCAUGUGAGCCAGAAGAUCUUAUCGAUGGGAUCAUCUUUGCUGCAAACUACCUUGGUUGCACUCAGGUGCUGUCUGAUAAGAAUCCAUCAAAGACUGUCCGCAUGUCACAAGCCCAUGAAGCCGUUAGCCGUAUUAAGAGCCAGGAUGAAGAAUCCCAAAUUAUGACAGAAGUGGAUCUGUUUAUCUCCACUAAAGCCGUCAAAGUACUCAAUGCCGACACACAGGAGACAAUGAUGGACAGCACCUUGCGUACCAUUUCCUAUAUCGCCGACAUAGGUAGCAUUGUGGUUUUGAUGGCACGCAGACGCUUGUCUCAAGCGUCAUCACCGGAGGAUUUCUCGGAAUCUCCGGACUCAAGCGUUGAAGGGAGUAGUCAAUGUGGGAUGAUCUGCUACGUCUUUGAGUCAGAAGAUGCCCAGCUCAUCGCACAGUCCAUCGGUCAGGCGUUCAGCGUGGCCUACAGAGAGUUCCUGCGAGCCAACGGCAUCAAUCCCACAGACUUAAGCCAGAAACAAUACAGCGACAUCAUCAACUCCCAGGAAAUGUACCACGACGACCUCGUCCAUUUCUCAAACUCGGACAACUGUAAAGAGCUGUGCGUGGAGAAGCAGAAAGGAGAGAACCUGGGGGUGGUGAUUGUUGAGUCCGGGUGGGGCUCCAUUCUGCCCACUGUCAUCCUUGCCGGGAUGAUGAACAGCGGUCCGGCGGCUCGCUCUGGAAAACUCAGCGUCGGUGAUCAGAUUAUGUCCAUCAACAACACCAGCCUAGUCGGGCUGCCUCUGGCCACCUGUCAGGGUAUCAUCAAGGGACUGAAGAAUCAGCUAAAAGUGAAGCUAAGUAUCGUGAGCUGCCCUCCUGUCACCACCGUCCUCAUCAAACGGCCUGAUCUUAAAUUCCAGCUUGGUUUCAGUGUUCAAAAUGGCAUCAUCUGCAGCCUGAUGCGAGGGGGCAUUGCUGAGAGAGGCGGCGUUCGCGUUGGACAUAGAAUCAUCGAGAUAAACGGUCAAAGUGUGGUUGCCAUGGCGCAUGAGAAGAUCGUACAAACAUUGUCCGUGUCUGUGGGCGAGAUCAAGAUGAAGACGAUGCCUGCUGUGAUGUUCAGACUGCUCACCGGACAGGAAACGCCUUCCUACAUAUGAUAAGACGCUGCACUGAUUAAUGAUGAGGAAAUUUUUAUUUUUCUAUCAUUUGAAUAUUAUUUUGUUGCAAUGCUGUAAAGAACAUCCGGUUCUCAUUUUUCAGGUUUAAUGUUGAAUUACAUUACUCAUAAUGGCCUUACAAUGUGAAUACUGGGUCUGUAGUGCUAUACGUGGGUUUGGAAGAGAACUAGCUUUAUGGUCACUUUUAUUUUCUUAUGAAGAGAUAAAUAAGUGCAUUUAUAUUUUAGUUAGUCAUUUUUAUAGUGUCUAUGUACUUCUACUGUAAAUACUAUGGAUUACUCAAGGACUGGAUUGGAAAGGCCAUAUUACUCUUAUAGUAUAUGCAUGUUAUCACAAAGUGUUAUUGACUGAGGAUCCAUCAUAUUCUAUUACAGUAUUUAAAAGAAGUUAUGUGUCACACUGUAUAAAAUCACUAAACAUGUGUGUAUGGUGGAGAUGCUGAUGGCCAAAGACACCACUACAUUUUAAAAUGCAGUACAAAAGAUCAUAACCUUUACCAGAGAGUACAAGAAUGUAUCAAUAUGUACAUGAAGGAACGAAUGUAUUAGUGUAACACAAAUAAUACAAUCUCACUGCUUACAACUUGG
Messenger RNA from Doryrhamphus excisus (bluestripe pipefish), 3160 nucleotides. RefSeq names its product amyloid beta (A4) precursor protein-binding, family A, member 2a (gene apba2a). Gene Ontology annotation, molecular function: amyloid-beta binding; protein binding. The record is from RefSeq and is a predicted model, not a curated record. Gene Ontology annotation, cellular component: dendritic spine; plasma membrane; cytoplasm. Gene Ontology annotation, biological process: chemical synaptic transmission. NCBI's taxonomy places the organism in Eukaryota, Metazoa, Chordata, Actinopteri, Syngnathiformes, Syngnathidae.